Spirodela intermedia is the source of this 4956-nucleotide messenger RNA. Lineage: Eukaryota; Viridiplantae; Streptophyta; Magnoliopsida; Alismatales; Araceae. The record is from the annotation of a GenBank genome assembly.
AUGUCUUCGCGCGAUCAGACAGCGGCGGCGAUUCUCGCCAGCGUCGCCAUGGCCUGUGACGGAGCGCUGGUAGGGGUCGCCCUGGCCUUCGUCGCGGCCCAGACGUGGGCCAAGUACCAUCGCUCAUCCGCCGCCCUCGGCAAGAUACGCAGAGCUCCCUCGGCUCGAGUGGCGGACCUCCGAGAAAUUCUUCUCUCCUCCGAUGAGGAAUCGUCCUCCUCCGGAUCUCCCUCCAUGUCGUCCGGCGACGCGAGGCUCGUGGUCGUUCGCGGCGAGGUCCAGACGAGGUGGUCUCCGGGAUCGAAGAACAGCGGUGCCCUGGUCUCCCAGGGUUCCGGCGAGAGGGCCGUCAUCGUGCAGAGAACGUCGACGGUAACGGCCCCUCGAUUCACACAUCGGAACCUUACCUCUCUUCUUGUGAUUUUUCUUUCUCUCGUCUUGUUUGCUCUAAUCCUCGUUCUCCGCUCCCUUCCCUCCCCUUCCAAUUCAGCUCAUCUUGAGUUUCGCGUUCUUGUGGGUGCCCGUUUUUGCAUUGAUGUCUCACGAGCUCUCAUCACUUGUACAGUGCUUGUACAGCGAGUGGCGUGGUAUCUUCGGAUGGAGUAUUGAUCUCCAUGCACUCUUUGCCAAGACAUGGAAAGAACAACACUCGAGCUCUCUGCGGACGGUGAGACACUGUAGCAUAUUGUUCCGACGAUGAAUAAAAUCUUAAUUCGUAUUUCUGGAAUCGCGGGAAGUUCCGAGGAUUUUAGUAUGGAAUAUGGUUUACAGCCAAGUGAGAAGUUGACAUUUCCUUCUUCACCGUCACAAAAAAAUAAAGAAAAACGUACUUCUGGAUAGUCAUUUGAGAUUUAAAUGUACAUGGUUAAUUGAGGACCUUUUGAUAUAGUUUCUAGAAGAAAUUUCCUAGUACAUUUCAUGAAGCCCAUCAAAUUGUUUCCUGAAAUAAAGGGUUCCUGACAAGACUUCUUUUGAUAUUUUAGUUUUAAGAAUGUGGCCAAAAUAGGAUGAUUUUAUUAGAGUGGUCAGUCACAUUGGGAUCGAAAAUUCCUUCAUGGAACAUUAAGCUGGGAUAAGAUGUGGGAAAGCAGAUUCGAGUGCAGGUCAACAGCUUCCUUAAUAGAACUAAUUGUCCUUGGCGAUCUCUGAGUGGUGCAUUCAAGAAUGGAGAAGAGAAUGGAGAAUGUCUUUUACUAGGCGUAUCCCACGUUAUUAGCUUCCUGCUUACUACAUUCCUUUUGUUCCUUUUAUGUUUUGACCAGUGGAAAGUAAUGGAUUGUUUUGUGAGCUCAGGAGGGGUAUGGCAUGAGGAACUUCUGUCCUUUCUACGUUCUUAUUUUUUUGUUUAGGGUGAUUUGUUGUGUGGAAUUAGUUCUGGGGCUUGUUUAUAGGAUGGAAGGUUUCUCCUUGGUGAGAGUAGGCCACAUCAGUUACUCGUGCACAGAUGUAAGGGAAGUGUUGAAUGAAAAAAUGAGGAUUGAUAAUUCGGGUUUCGUGCUAAGGUAACUGGCAGUAACGUGGUUGAGAAUUAGGUUUGAUAAUUCCGCUGUUGUAUGGAUGAACAUUAUUCAAAAGUAACUGGUGGGGACUGCUAGAUAACUGGUUGCUCAAUAGCCAAGGUUAGAAACAUCACAUCUUAUCUUGAGAGACCUUGAAGGAAUUUAGAAAUGUAAAGUACUAGUGUUCCAGCAUUAGGAGCAUGAUCGCUAAUUGUGAUACCUUGUAAUUUGUGAGCAGAUGUUAGGGCCUUUCCCAGACUGAUCGGGUGAGGUUCCUCUUGCUUUGGAUAUUGGCAUGGUAUUGAAGAGAUAUGAUUGACCUGUAAAGCCCUUCUUCUUGUUCAAAGGGACAUAAUUUUAUAGAAUUACUUAUUUUAUGUGAAACAGAAUAUUCAUGGAGUGAUGACCGCUGAUUUAUCAUUUCUUUUUGGACACUUACUGAGAAACUGUUGUGUGAGUUAUCUAUAAACUCAAAUUGAUUGGAGGGGCUGCAUGAGGAACAUCCUAGACCAUAGAUAUUACAGGAGGCAACAGAAGGUAACAAAUGUUCUGCUUCUGAGGUCUAGUAUGCCGCCAGCAGGGAGACUUUCCCAAAAGAGCUGAUGAUUCGCAAGAGACAAAUUUGAAUCAAAGUGGCAAUGGAAAAGUAGGCAUUUUUCUGGAAGGUGACUCCAGUUUCAACAAGAUGUUUAAUGGGGUGUUUCAAGCUUUAGAUAUGCAUACUAUUGAAAAGAAAAAGGUGGGGAGCUUCUUUCUAGACCUGUAUUGUACAAUUUUAUGGUCCUUCUGUGGGUAAGAACAAUGAAUCUCACAGGUGAAAAGCCUCAUGGACACUUGCGUUGAUUUAAAAUUGGAGGUACGAAAAAUGAGCCACUAUUUAAGUUAAUGUUUUCGAUGUAAAGGUAAAUGAGAUUCAUUCUAUGGGAAAACCUGGAGUCGAAUGAAUUAGGCCAAACUCAUUAGUCAAAUGAAUGAGUGUAAAGAUGGAUAAUGUUGUCAAUCGAUGUUUUGCUUUUAGCAAUUGUGCUUUGUAUCAUCAUUGAUGUAAGAAUAAUUUAAGGGUAUCAUUUGUAUGUAUCAUGGACAUUGUCCUUUUAAUGACGAUUUUGAUCCUGCUUUUUACUUGCAACAGAGGGCUAAAGUAGGUCUAGCAUGCGGUUAUUUCAUCCACUCAACUUAGCUUUAGGAGAUCAAAUUUUUAGACCAUCUUUACACGUUCAUUACAUCUUUUUGUUAGGAAUGGGUUAUAGAAGACCAAAUUAAGAUAUAUCUGCAGCUGGUCUUAUUGUUUUCUGGAAUACUGGAUGGAGAACGACCUCGUCUUUGAAAGAUGGCUAUUUUAUUGAAUAAACAUACCUGAAAGUACAGGCUGAAAUGUGCUGAGAGCAAUUUCCUUUGUGCUUCCACUGUCUGUAGGCGUUAGUGUAGCCUAUUCUUUUCAACCGAUAUACGUUUAAGGGGUAACGAUAAAUUCAAAAUAAAUUCUACAAUUUGCUUUACUCUUUUUGUUUAUUGACGUUUAUUGACUGCUUUGAUUCUUUUUUUUUCCCCUUUCCUGCAGGUGCCUUUUGUUCUUGUUGACGACGGUUAUUGGCCUCACAGAGAGUAUGUUAAUGUAACGUUGGAAGGUUCAACACAUCCUUUACCUCUCACGACUGUCUAUCAUCAGCUACUGCCUGUUCAGGCCACGACAUACACUUUUAUACAGGCCAUGUUUGGUCAUGGAUACCCUGUAUGUUUUUGUCAGUAAUUGAAUAUGAUUGUGGCCUUUCCUCUCGUUGGCUUUUCUUUCUCAUCGCUUUGCUUUGUGAACUCUUCGAUGAAAGGUUGCUUUACUGGACGAAGAGAAGAUUCUUCCAGUUGGGAAGGAAAUUACUGCAGUCGGUCUUUGCAGCUGGAAUGGUGGUGUUCUCGAGAUGAAAUCAUCUGAUGACCUUCCAUGUUUCUUGUAAGUGCUUGGUAUUUUUUUCCUUUUUCAUAUUCUAGAAACAUGUCUGUUUCUGACAUCCAGUCUGCUGAUCAGCACUUCAUUACCUUUCUUAAUGUUGCUUACUUUCAUUUCAUCGUUUUUCUGUACACUAUCAACAGACGGAUGCUACAUUUGUUAGGCAUGAAGCUUCGUAGCUAUAUACUUCUACUGCGAUACUUUAUCUCUCAUUGUUCGUAUUGUUUUGAUUGCAAUUAUUUUUCAGUCAUACCAAAUGAGUAUCAUGUAUGAAUUGUCAUCUAUAUAUAGUUUGGUGGGCACUAAUCCACAGUGAUUCAAGACUGUAGGGCCUAUUUUCUCAAGGACAUAAUUAGACAUCUGUAAAUUCUGCUUAGCGCUGCCUCCUCUCUUAUUGAGGUUUCGGACAUGAAGCCUGGCAACAUCCCAGUGUCUCCCUUUUAAUCCAACUUGCUGCAACCACCCUGAAGCUACUCAAUCAGCACAAGAAUUGCUGUGUUGCCAAUCUUAAGGAGCUGUCAGAACUGAAGCUGAUCUUAUCAAAGAUCCAUUCGAAUGAGUAUAUACGAAACAUGCUUUAGGUUCUGGGCCAUACAUGGCUGAUUUCACCCAAAUACACUUGAAAUCUCUGGUCAUUCCAACUUUCCUCCUUGGGUUCCAUUCUUAUCUAUGAUAUUUGGAAGAAGAUCGAAUGCGCUACAGUGUUGACUAUCUUAACCUUCAAAGGCUACCCUAGAAACUGAGUAGACGGUGAAUUUGCGCUGCUACCCUGGUUUAGACCCAUCAAUUAAUCAAUUGGGACGUACAUGAUUAUGUGAUUAUAACCUUUUUUUCCCGAAUUCUUAGCUUUGUGAGUACAAGGUCAACGAUCUGGUGGGGAAAUAUUCCCAUGGAACCUGGAUUCUGAUGAUGCUGAGUUCUUUUAUGGUAAAAUAUUCUACUCUCUCUGCCAGGUCGGACUUGUCAAAGAGCGAGAUGGAAGCGGAUCUGACCCUCAAUGUGAACAUCCUCCUGUGGAGUGGCAUCUUCCUCGGAGUACUAUCCAUGGGCAUUCUCGGCUACGCCGUUCGAAGGUAUCAUCAUCUCGCAUUAGAUAUAAUUUCAACCGACGUGUGGUCGCAACAAGCCAAGCCAAUCCAAGCUGAUCAUCACAGAUAUUCCCACGUUGACCAAACGUUUUUCCUUUAUUGGAAAGUCAAAACCCGAAGCCUCUUUGGGUGCAGAAAUUGGCGGAGAUUCAAGGAUUGGCGGAGCAGAAGGCGGCUCCGCAGCGAGUCGAGCCCGAGUGAAGGGGAGGAGCCCAACGACGCAGAGGAAGAGGAAUCGGGGGAGGUUCCCGACGGAGCGCUCUGCGUGAUCUGCCUGACGAGGCAGCGGAGGUGUGCGUUCAUUCCCUGCGGCCACCGGGUCUGCUGCUUCCCCUGUGCGGCGGCCGUGAAGCGUGAUUCCUCUCCCAAGUGCCCCGUCUGCCGACAAGACGCCCCCAAUUUUGUAAGGAUCUUCGACUCCUGA